Messenger RNA from Aspergillus chevalieri, 1026 nucleotides. RefSeq names its product SDR family NAD(P)-dependent oxidoreductase. The record is from RefSeq and is a predicted model, not a curated record. The transcript has 3 exons. Bases 1 to 1026 code for a protein of 341 amino acids. Lineage: Eukaryota; Fungi; Ascomycota; Eurotiomycetes; Eurotiales; Aspergillaceae.
AUGUGGGAGAAAGUGGAAGCACUCCAACCGGUCGGGGCCGAAGACGGAAUAGUGCAAUUUAUUAGGGGCUGGUCACUUGCCCCACCGUCUCCAACAAGCGGACUGAUGAUGUUAUCGACCGAGAUAACGACUUAUACUAAUUGUUCGAGAAUCCGCCCAAAGUUCGCUUGUUUUCUGGUUAGGUUGCGGAUCGAUAUAAGAUACGACGUUACGAGAAUGUCACAGAAGUCGUUGUUUCCCGGUGUUGCUGUUGUGACGGGAGCGGGAGGGACCGGAAUCGGUGCAGCUACCGCAAAAGCAUUCGUUGCUGCCGGAUGCAAGCGAAUUGCUAUCACUGAUCUCAAUGAAGCUUCGUUACAACAGACGGCGGAUGCAAUUCUUUCCGCCUAUCCCGAAACCCAACUGGUGGUAAGGCCGGGGAAUAUCGCGGACGAGACCUUCGUCGAGUCCUUUAUGCAGGGUGCCAUCCUCAUGCUCGGGCGAAUCGACUAUGCAGUGAACUGUGCAGGAAUAUUAGGAGGAGGCCAACGCUCCACAGAAACAACCGCUGAAACCUUUGACCGCAUCAACGAUGUGAACUACCGCGGCUGUUGGCUCUGCUCGAGGGCGGAGUUGAAGCAAAUGCUAAAGCAAGACCCAUUACCCAGCCACGAUCCAGAUCGUGAACCUCAACGGGGAUCUAUUGUCAAUGUUGCAAGUCAACUCGGAAUAGUCGGGCGUCCGGAGGCUCCUGCGUACUGUGGUUCCAAGGCUGCCGUGAUUGGUAUGACACGCUCGGAUGCGAUCGAUUAUUCCAGGGAUGGAAUAAGAGUAAACUGUGUUUGUCCGGGUCUUGUCGAGACGCCCAUGACCGUACAGUCUGAGGAAUCGCGCGAGAGAUUCAGACCGGCUGUGGAAAUUGCCCCGAUGAAGAGAAUGGGGAAGCCGGCCGAAAUAGCAGAUUCUAUUCUGUUUCUAUGCUCUACGCAAGCAUCCUUCGUACAAGGGCAUGCUCUUGUUGUGGACGGCGGAUAUGUCAUAAAUUAG